AUAAGAAAUAUAUUUCAUGUACUAAAAAAUAUGGCAUGCAAACUCAUUACUUUCUUACCCUUUCUCUUUGCCUUAUUCUUUCUCUUCUCUCUUAGUAAUGCUAAGUUUGAAGUUGACACAAUAAAACACCUUCAAGGUUGUCACAAGGGUACCAAAGUGCAAGGCCUUCAUGGCCUCAAACUAUACCUUGCCCGUUUCGGUUACCUAAAUUACCAACAUACCCCUAACCACGCCAACGAGGAAGAUGAUGAGUUCGAUCAAGAGCUUGAGACCGCCCUCAAAAGCUAUCAAAACUUUUACCAUCUCAACGCUUCUGGUGCGCUAGAUGGGCCCACUGUUUCACAAAUGAUCAUGCCUCGUUGUGGACAACCAGAUAAGAAAAGUAGUCACGUACACGGAAAGAAAUUGUUACAUAUCGUGUCUCGUUAUCAAUUCUUUCCAGGUAGCCCUAGAUGGGAUAAAAGCCACCUCACCUAUGCAUUUGGCUCGAAUUAUCCAAAUGCCUAUGUACCUCCAGUAGUGCGUGCCUUCAACACAUGGGCUUCUGCUUCUAGUUACUUCACAUUUUCAAGAGUUGAUGAUACCGCCAGUGCUGAUUUAAAGAUUACUUUUGAUAGUGCGGCUCAUGGGGAUGGUAACGACUUUGAAGAAAACGUGUUAGCACAUGCUUUUGCGCCAAAAGAUGGAAGGUUUCAUUACAAUGCAAAUCAGAAGUGGUCCGCUGGACCAGGGGCGGUUGCAGGUGCCUUUGAUUUAGAGACGGUGGCGGUUCAUGAAAUAGGACAUCUACUUGGGUUGGGGCAUAGUGAAGACCAGAAUGCUGUAAUGUUUAGUGGUAUCCCUUCUGGAGUGGUAAAAGUUUUGAACACCGAUGACAUCCAAGGAAUUAAAGCCUUAUAUGGACUAAAUAAAUAAAUAAUUACUCAGUAUUAUAUAAAUUAUAUGUACUAUAUGUGUAAUCGGUUUUGAAUACUUGUGUGAUAUGUCAAUAAGCAGUCGAUAAUGACAACAUGCAUUGUGUAAUGAAUAUGGAGAUAUGGAAUAUUAACAAUUGUACUGUACCGAGUUAUAAAUA
Helianthus annuus (common sunflower) is the source of this 1075-nucleotide messenger RNA. Its product is annotated as metalloendoproteinase 2-MMP. Gene Ontology annotation, biological process: extracellular matrix organization; collagen catabolic process; proteolysis. The transcript has a single exon. NCBI's taxonomy places the organism in Eukaryota, Viridiplantae, Streptophyta, Magnoliopsida, Asterales, Asteraceae. Gene Ontology annotation, cellular component: extracellular matrix. The record is from RefSeq and is a predicted model, not a curated record. Gene Ontology annotation, molecular function: metalloendopeptidase activity; zinc ion binding. The coding region runs from base 31 to 915 and encodes 294 amino acids.